Helianthus annuus (common sunflower) is the source of this 3349-nucleotide messenger RNA. Its product is annotated as protein starmaker. Gene Ontology annotation, biological process: mitotic sister chromatid cohesion; DNA repair. The transcript is spliced from 13 exons. Bases 226 to 3129 code for a protein of 967 amino acids. The record is from RefSeq and is a predicted model, not a curated record. Lineage: Eukaryota; Viridiplantae; Streptophyta; Magnoliopsida; Asterales; Asteraceae. Gene Ontology annotation, cellular component: nucleus; chromatin.
AACCACCACUUGUAAUUGUAAACCCCCAAAUUCCCCCAAUUCUCAAAUUGUUCAUAAAAACAAACCCUAAUUCCCCAAAUUCUCACUCCAAAUAGCUUCAAUUCAACUCAUGUUUUAGCUAAUUUCUGUACAUAAUCAACUGCUAAUCAUUAAUCAACUGCUUCCUUUGUUUUAUGGUUUAAGUUCGUACGAGUAGGUUGAGACCGAUCGGACUAGUGUUUGACCAUGGUGACGGCAGAUGGUGAUCACGGUGAGAUCAGUAAGCUUGAGUUUCGGCCACAGCCUAAGGUGGAAGAUGCUGAAAUUGAGCUUCGUAGACAGCUAAAAGAGGCCGGUAGGCUGCUUUCGAAAUCACCGGAUUCGGUUGAAGAGCUUCUGUUUAUACUUGAUCAAUUAUGGAGACUUCUGUUACUCGUUGACCAAUCACCGAAUAACGCAAUGCAAGAUGCACUUAGUUCUCCGACGAAGGCCUUGGUUGCGGGGAGCCUUUUAGAACACCCAAGUAUGGACGUGAAAGUUUCGGUAGCUUCAUGCCUCUGUGAGGUAACAAGAAUUACAGCGCCCGAUGCCCCGUAUACUGACGAAGAAUUGAAGGGUGUUUUCCGGUGUAUUGUUUCUUCUCUAGAAAACCUAUCAGACGAAUCAAGCCGAUUUUACAACAAAAGGGUCUCAAUUAUUGACAGUAUUUCCAAAGUUAGGUCGUGUAUUAUCAUGCUUGAUCUCGAGUGUUUUGAUCUGAUUGUGAAAAUGUUUGAGCACUUUCUGAAUACAGUACGGGACCAUCACCAUGGUAUCGUAUUUUCGUCAAUGGUAAAUAUCAUGGCUCUUGUGUUGGAAGAGAGUGAAGAUAUAUCACUCGAUAUGCUCAAACCGUUGUUAAAAAGUGUUAAAAACAUCGAGGGCGUCUUACCGGUCGCUAGAGAGUUAGGAGAAGAAGUGAUUAAGAAGUCCGCAGAUAAAAUUCGGCCAUACCUUAAUAAAGCAAUGACCGAUUUAAACGAUUCAUUGGCUCAGUACAGUCAAGUUGUAACAUCUGUUUGUGAAGGCACUCCUCAGUUUGCUGAAAAUAACGCCGAAAGUGCUUCGGUGCAUGAAAAGGUUGUCGAUACCGCGCCGGCAGUGGUAUCAUCGGAAGAUGCGGCUCCGGUAACGAGCAACGGAGAUAUGGUCAUUGGGAACGAAGAAAAUGUUGAUGCCCAGCAGUCUAAAAAUCCAGAGGAAGCUGUUGACGUUAACGAUGCGGGAGAUACGAAUGAUACAUCGGCAAAAUCAGCCGAACCUGUUGUUGAAAGCGUUCAUGUUGAGAAUACAGCCGAAAAAAGCGCUGAAAUGGCAAAAUCAGCCGAACCUGUUGUUGAAACCGUUCAUGUUGAGAAUAAAGCCGAAAAAAGCGCUGAAAUUGUGGUUUCUGUUGAAAAGACGUUAGAAAGUGAGGUCACAAAUGCUCCAGCACAAAGUGGCAGCCAACAAGAAGAAUCCCAAACUAAAGUUCAAAUUAAGAAAGGGAUCCGGUCAAAGAAAAAGGGAUUGACUCGAACUGAUCGGCCACUAACAGUUGUUGCGUUGACCACAGUAAAUGAAGUGACGAGUGACCCGGAAAUGAGGUCACCUAAACGCAUCAGAAAAUUAACCGAAAAGGCCGAGGAGAAUAACAAUAAACCUUCGGUUACAACUGGUGAUUCAGGGCCAAAACCGGCUAAAAGGUCACGCAAAAAAGUUGGUGGUGGAGGUUCAGUGGCUAAGAAGCCUAAGGUGUCUGGUGAGGAAGUACCAGAGUCAAAGAAGUCAAAGCCGGAUGAUAACAAAGAGGCAGAGGCAGGGGGUUCAAAGGUUAAACCUGCAAAGCGGUCCCGUAAGAAAGCUAACGAAACUGAUUCAGCUCCUAAACAACCGUCUGGUAAGAAGGUGCAGAAAAGUAAGGUAAUAACGAAGUCUAGUGAAGACAAAGAUGAGGAAACUGAUUCAGACAACACACCGCUUAAGUCAAAACAGUCAAAGAAGUCAAAGCCGGAUGAUAACAAAGAGGCAGAGGCAGGGGAUUCAAAGGUUAAACCUGCAAAGCGGUCGCGUAAGAAAGAUAACGAAACUGAUUCAGCUGCUAAACAACCGUCUGGUAAGAAGGUGCAGAAAAGUCGGGUAAUAAUGAAGCCUAGCGAAGACAAAGAUAUCGAAAACAAAGAUGAGGAAACUGAUUCAGACAACACUCCGCUUAAGCCGUCUGAAAAUAAAGACGAGGAAACUGAAACUGAUUCAGACCGCAAAAUACGUAACGUGUCAGAAAAUAGAGAUGAGGAGGAAACUGAAACGGAUUCGGACAAUAUACCGCUAAAGCUGUCUGCCCAAAGAGUUAGUAAAAGCCGUUCUUCCGUGGUCAAAUCACGGUCAAAGAUCAAAGACGGAAAGAAGCAGGGACGUGGUAAAAACGUUGAAGAGAAGAAUCAGACGAAAUCUUUAUCUGAAGAUGACGAUGGUAUGGAUGUUUCGCUACAGUCGGUGCUAAAAAAGGCUACUAAAGUGAAAGGCAACUUGGAGGGAGCCUUUUCGACGGGUUCAAAACGGAAACGCUCCGUUACUAAAAAGAAAGUAACGGAGACUAUAAAGUAUGAUGAUAGUUUGGUUGGUCAAAAAGUCAAAGUUUGGUGGCCCGAAGAUAAAAUGUAUUAUGAAGGUGUUGUUGAAUCCUUCAAUUCUGCAGAAACCAAGCAUAAGGUUUUGUAUGUGGAUGGUGAUGAAGAAACCUUGAAUCUAAGGAAAGAAAAGUGGGAAUUUAUAAAAGAAUUUUCUACACCAAACAAGGAGGUUGUGGUUGCGGUUGAAGUUCAAAAUACUGAUAUUCUUCCGGACAUGGCCGAGGGUGAAAACAAAGUCAGCGCCAAAGAAGUUGAGUCAAAGACAGACAAAGAGACGAAGAAAGACGACAAAAAAGCAACACCGAAAAAGAUGGUGUAUUCCAGGGGUAAAAAAGGAAGCAAAAGUAAAACUAAAACUAAAACUAAAUCUCUAGGUGAUAAUGUGAAAGAAUCUGGGAGUGGAAAUGCUGCUGAAGAAACCGAAAGUGUAACGGAAAAGUCAACGGAGACUCCGAAGACUGGGUCAAAGACUGAAAAGAAGAAUAGGGAGAUGAGUUAAGUGAAAUGGGUACAUUUUGGUGGUAGUUAGUGUUUUAAGUUGCUUGGUAGAAGCUGUUGUCUUCUGUUUCUAUAGUAGGGGUAAUAGGCAGGUUUAUGUUUCAUGCCUUUUUUUUAUCUGUUUAGAAAAAAACUUGUUGGGUUGCAAUUUAUUGGUGCUUUUUAUAUGUUCUUGUAAAAUGUGGUGUAGCCAAAUCAUUUAGCAGGGCAUUGGUAAUCCA